UUUGUUCCCUCCAUAAUGGCGGCUUCCGGAUGUGUCCCAGUGAUGUCACUGGAAAGCGGUCUAUCACUGAACCGGAGGGAUACAUUAAACGGACCGAUUGCCGGCGGCGGCUGCGUGAGGACGGGAGCGGUGAGGGCUGCCAACAAGAACAUCCAGGUGGAGCUGGAUUGUGGGAUCCAGCAACUCCAGACUGGGGUCUUCCAGCUGAAAGUGUCAUCAGAACAAGAUAAUGAGCUACAGCCAGGAAACGCUACAGAACAACCUGUGCCUGUAACUCUGGACAAGAGGCCAAAGGAAGAACCCAUGCUGCUAAACCAUCAAAAGGUCGAAACCCCUCAGAAAAAGAAAAGUAAAGUGUGGUGCAAUAAGCACAUAGCUGAAGCUGAGAGGAUUGGAGAGAGGCAGAACAAUGACAGAGAUGGAAGAGAGAAGAACUCCACAGCUUCUGGAGAAGGACAGUGCCUGUCUUCAGAAGAGCAGCUUUGGCGGGAAGUGGACUGGUGCAUUGAGCAACUAGAACUUGGGCUACGCACUCAGAAAGCCAAACCAAAACAAGCUGAGCAGGCUGUUCGUGCACUGAAAACCCUCCGCAGUGAGAAAGCACCACUUGUGAAGAAACGGCAGGUGAUGAGGUCCAUUUUUGGAGACUACAGGAAAAAGAUGGAAGAGGACUGGCAGAAGCAGUUUAAAUCUAUGCUUGCAGCUACAAAAUCUGCCAGCAUCAAACCAGUUGGAACACAGACAAAGAGCCAAAUCUUUCGGAAAUCAGUGAGCAGUUCGAAAAAAGUUGGGGAUUUCUCUGAAUCUCACUCCAUGAAAUCAGAGGGGAGCACAGUUCAAUGUGUGCAAGAUGAGGACCACCAAAGUCACUUCCGGUUUAAUUUCUUCUGA
Messenger RNA from Chiloscyllium plagiosum (whitespotted bambooshark), 891 nucleotides. Lineage: Eukaryota; Metazoa; Chordata; Chondrichthyes; Orectolobiformes; Hemiscylliidae. The record is from RefSeq and is a predicted model, not a curated record.